This is a messenger RNA of Ruditapes philippinarum (Manila clam), 2505 nucleotides long. RefSeq lists its product as uncharacterized. NCBI's taxonomy places the organism in Eukaryota, Metazoa, Mollusca, Bivalvia, Venerida, Veneridae. The record is from RefSeq and is a predicted model, not a curated record. The transcript is spliced from 12 exons. Bases 304 to 2364 code for a protein of 686 amino acids. Gene Ontology annotation, molecular function: monocarboxylic acid transmembrane transporter activity.
UUUUCAUUGGCAAACAGGCAAGCCGAAGCGCGAAUAUAAUAGUCAAAAACAAGGGAGGAAGUAUAUUGAACUACAUUCUUUAGAAGAAUAUUGUUAUAAGUUUUCUGUGAUCAAAUGCACCACUGAGAUUUCAUUUCAAUAUUUGAAUUGAAAACAUUUUAAAGAUGAACUUUAUGCACAAUUUCGAUACCAGUUGAUUCAAAUCGAUGUAAACGGAUUAAAGAAGAUAUUUUACCGAUACCAGGUAAACGUAAUGAGUUAAUGCUUCUCUGACACAGCUGUUUAAAGCUUACACUGGUGUGAAUGAACGAAAAUAAAAUGGAUCGUUGUUUUACCAUAAGCGUUCUACCAAAAGAGGCUAUGAUGGACACAGAGUUUGAUAUUGUUGAUGAUGAUGAUGAUGAUGAUGAUGCUGAUGAUGAUGAUGUUGAUAACGAUCAUGAUGACGAUAACGAUCAUGAUGAUGAUAAUAAUAAUACUGACCAUUGUGAUAACGAAACAUCAAUUGACACUGUCACUGAUAAAAGUUCAGAAAGUGAAAUAAAGAAUACAUUCGUCGGGCUUGCUUCUAAGAAAUCAAAAAGAAAGAAAGAAAUCAAGGACUCAGACGAUAAAAAAAGGACAAAAAGCGGAACGGAUAAGAAAGCUGUUUAUUGUAGACUGAUGGCUUGGCUGAAACAAGGUUUUUCAAAUAGAAGACUAUGGCUAAAUGUUUUAGUUUGCUUUAUCAUAAAUUUUUGCAUUCAAACGAUUGAAUCAUUCGUUGACAUGGCAAUACAAGACCAAAGUUUGUUGAAUACAUUAGCCAUGGACGCAACAGAAGCACAACAUGUCAAUAACUAUUUCAAGAGCAUGAUAGAUUUUUUCGCUCCAGUUGGAGUGCUUUUGAUGACAAGAUUUGGUCACAGGGUGAAUGGUAUUGUCGGCUCACUUAUUGUGUGUGUUUCAUUUACAAGCAUGUCUUUCUUAGAUAGUACACUACAGCGGGAUUUUGUCUGGUACUGGAAGAUUUGUAUAUGUGGACCAAUAGGGUUAGGAAUAGGUCUACUGAAAAUCGGUGCAUUGGUUCCUGUACUUGAGUUAUUCACUAAAAAGAGAAUGGAAGCACUCCUGUUGACGAAACUUGGUUUUGUAUUAGGCUCUUUCAUUGACAUUGGUGUAAAGUUUGAUGGAAAUCAGGACUGGAAAACAUUAUACAGAAUCAAUGCUGGUUUAUGUAUAUUACCUGUAGUGUUUAUUUACAUAAUGCAGGAUAUAUCCAUUCAAGAAAGCAAGGAAAAUACCGAAGCUGAAGAAAAUUCAAAAACUGACUGUAAUAUACCAUGCCCAAAUAAAGUUUUAAACAAAUUUCCAGUGUUAAAAAAGAAAAUGCUUUGGACAGUAUUUGGAGUUUUUUCUAGUUUUAGAUUCGGAACUGCACUUCCAAGAUUUUCUAAGUCGAAAAUCCCCAAUGAAAUUAAGGGACAUAUACAAUCUACCACAGAUUCUUUCGUUGACGAUCUCACAGUUAUUAUAGGAACUUUAGCAGGAAUGAUAUUAUCCUUAUUGUUUAAGAAAUGCAGUUGUCUCGGAAGUUAUAGGAAAAGAGGUUUGGUUUUUGCCUUCGCAAUUGUUUCCUUUGCAAGUCCAGUCCUCGGAGUUUCCUCUGCAGUAACAUUCGAGAAAGUUGGCUAUUACGUCUAUUUCACUCUGGUUCUUAUUACUUUAAAAGUUUUAGCUGAAAACAUAAGGACUGAGUCAAUGCCUGAUGUGCUUGGACGUUCAAAUAUUCGGAUCACAGAGGGACUUGUACAUAUGUUCAAUGGAUUAGGAGGAAUAUUAGCGGCAACUGUAGAGCAUUGGUUACCUACUGCAGACGGAGAACAAGACUGGAAAUUCAGCUUUAAGAUAGGUGGAGGUAGCCUCCUUGCAACUGGUCUAGUGUCGCAAGCAUACGUUAUUUCUGGAAUUACAAAUGCCCCGCAAGAUCCACAUGAAAAAAAAAAUCUAAAUAAACCCAUAAAAAUCGCCGAGGAAGAAACGUUUGAUGCAACUUUUAAAAACAAUAAAUUAAAUGAUAGUACUGUCUUUACAGAAGCACCCUUUACAGAAGCACCUGACGACAAAGGUACAUCAAAUGAUAAAAAUGAUCCAGAUCCGCCAACGCCGAUCGUACCGAUGCAAAAAGUACCGAUGCCAAAGAGGAGCAUAUCUCGUCCUCAUACAGAAAAUCCACCACAAUCCAAUCCACCACAAUCUACUCCACUACCUCCAUUGGACCCUCCUGACAAAGAUUUUCCCAUAGAUUGCCCACGAUAUGCCACGGCUCUUCUGCCGCCUUAUAAGCGAGUAUUUCCGAAAAAGAACAGUGAACGGUUUCAAUAAAAAGCGCAUUAAUUGGGGGAAAAAGACGCGAAAAAUGUACAAAUUUAUAUUUUUAUCAUUAGCAAUUACAAAGUAUAUUAUUGUUGAAAAAAUAUCCUACAUGUACUAUAUAUGAUAAGUAUUUACAUUUUCAAAAGACAA